Penicillium cataractarum is the source of this 1917-nucleotide messenger RNA. Its product is annotated as alpha-L-arabinofuranosidase A. The record is from RefSeq and is a predicted model, not a curated record. Gene Ontology annotation, biological process: L-arabinose metabolic process. The coding region runs from base 1 to 1917 and encodes 638 amino acids. The transcript is spliced from 8 exons. Gene Ontology annotation, molecular function: alpha-L-arabinofuranosidase activity. Lineage: Eukaryota; Fungi; Ascomycota; Eurotiomycetes; Eurotiales; Aspergillaceae.
AUGUUAGCGGAAUAUCUUCUUUUGCCAUUGUUGGCAUCUUAUGCCUCGGCCGUGCAGAUCUCUGUCGCUAAGUCUGGCGGUAAUGUCACUACUGGCCUGCAGUAUGGUGCAAUGGAAGAGGAAAUCAACCACUGUGGUGAAGGUGGUCUGUACGCCGAGUUGAUCCGCAAUCGAGCCUUCCAGGGAAGCACCACCUACCCUUCCAACUUGGAUGCUUGGUCUGCUGUCGGUGGUUCGAGCUUGUCCCUCCAAAACCUCACCAGCCCUCUUUCUUCUGCUCUCCCAACCUCCGUUCGGGUUCAGGGCAAGGGUACUUCAGGUUUCUCUAACUCUGGCUUCUGGGGUAUUGAUAUCCGUCCUCAGAAGUACUCUGGAUCCUUCUACGUCAAGGGUUCCUACAAGGGCUCCUUCACUGCCUCUCUCCAGUCAAGCAGCGGCGAAGUCUUUGCUGUGUCCCAAGUUGCUUCCAAGAGCGUUGCAAAUGAGUGGGUGCAGCAUGAAUUCACCCUGACCCCCAAGAAGGCAGCUUCCAACUACAACAACACCUUUGUGCUUACCUUUGACGCUUCCAAAGCAACUGGCGGCUCGCUCGACUUCAACUUGAUCAGCCUGUUCCCACCCACCUGGAACGACCGUCCCAAUGGCAUGCGCCGUGACCUUAUGCAAGCCCUGCAAGACUUAGGUCCUAAAUUCCUUCGCUUCCCUGGUGGAAACAACCUCGAGGGAGACACCAUCGAGGGUCGCUGGAAGUGGAACGAGACUAUUGGCCCAUUGACCCAGCGUCCUGGCCGUGCUACCACUUGGGGCUAUGAGGAGACCAGUGGUAUGGGUCUGGUUGAGUACAUGGAGUGGUGUGACGACCUUGGCAUGGAGCCCAUCCUUGCCGUGUGGGCCGGUCUCGCUUUGAACGGUGACCUUAUCGCCGAGGCCGAUCUUGAUUUCUACGUCCAGGAUGCUCUCAACGAGCUCGAGUUCCUGACUGGCUCUGUUGACACCACUUACGGUGCUCUGCGUGCCAAGUACGGACACCCCGAGCCGUGGACUAUCCGUUACGUUGAGGUCGGCAACGAGGAUAACCUCAACAGCGGUCUCAGCUCGUACGAGUCCUACCGCUUCCAGGCAUUCUAUGAUGCCAUCACCGAGAAGUACCCCAGUAUUCAGGUUCUGGCUUCCACCAUCGACAUGACGCUCCCCGGCAAUGCUGGUGGCGAUUACCAUUUGUACGAUAUCCCAGACAACUUCAUCACCAAGUUCGACAUGUUCGACAGCUACAGCGACGCGCACCCUCUCCUGCUUGGCGAGAUCGCUGCCGUCGAGUACAAUAACAAUGGCGCGGGCAUUAACUGGAACACCAGGGACGAGGAUUUCUCCUUGUACCCCUGGUGGGGAGGCUCAGUCGCCGAGGCAGUCUUCCUCUUGGGAGCCGAGCGUAACGCAGACAAGAUUAUCGGAACUACCUACGCUCCAUUCUUGAUGAACCUUGACAACUACGAGUGGUCUCCCACUAUGCUCUCCUUCAACGCUAACCCCGAUGACACCGCCAAGUCCACCAGCUGGCACGUUUACAACCUGUUCAACAAGAACCACAUGACCAACACUCUGCCCGCAACCUCCGACAGCAGCUUCGGCCCUCUGUACUACGCCACCGGUCUCAACAGCAAGACCAACUCCCACAUUUUCAAGGGCGCAGUGUACAACAGCACCGCCGAUGUCCCCGUGUCUCUGACCUUCGAGGGUAUUGGACGCGGCACCACCGCCGAUCUGACCAUCCUGACUGCCCCCAGUGACGUCUCCAUGAACGAAGUGGGUGGUGCCAACAUUGUGCAGAGCAAGGUUACCAAGAUCAAGGCUGGCAAGCAGGGUGUUUUCAGCUUCAGCCUGCCAAAUCUGAGUGUUGCGGUGCUUACGACCAACUAG